AAUGGGGGAUUCAAGGAUGAUAAGGGCCGCUCCGCGAUUUACCCAUGCAAGAAAAACCCGUUCAAAAGCUAUCAAUUUCGUCAUUUUGCUUUGGGGGGUUUAAAGUUAGAAACUCAUCGAUAAACCCUCUUCAUCUCCAACCCCCGGUUUAAAGCUCCGAGCUUUAAGCAGCCGCUGGGCACAAAAUCCGACCCAAAUCCCGAUGGACGUCCCAACUUCCACGACCGCCAAGCCUUUCUUUUUCUGCAGACUCCCUUCCCAAUUCAGAGCGAGACAACAGCGGAGACCCCCAGUUCCUUUCCCAAGACCCAGAGCCCUGUCCGAGCAGAGAGAAAGAGCGAGAGAAUCACUCCGUAGAUCCUCAAUUCGCAGCAGCAGCAGAAGAAGGAACGCGCUGAGGGAGAAGCUCCUCUUCGUUCCUGAACAAGAUCAGGUGCGCUCAAUUCCUCCACCAUUAGAAAACCCCAGUGAUGAUAUAAAUGAUAAGUUGUACAAACUGGAGACUUGGGUCCGCCAGCACGAGCAGAAUUUGGAGGGUUGGGGAGAUGGGUCUGAUCCCGUUUUCAGGUUUUCCCGAGAUUCUGAUGGGAAUGUUGUUAGGGUUUCUGUUAAUGAAGAAGGGGAAGAAGAAGACAGUAAGCCCGUUUCUAAUGAGAUUGAAUCCACCAGGCCUUCUUCAAUUGACAGCCUUCGGUCUGUUUUGAUUCAGCGAAUGCCCUUUGUGAGGGCUUUGUCUUUGACUGGGUUUACGGUGUUGUGCGCCUUCUGUGUUCUUGGUGUUGUAGCAAAGUUAUUCGCAGGAAAUGAUGAAGUUGAAUUGGGGAGAGAAGAGGCUGAUAUGCUUAGAAGAAAGAAGAAAUCGAGGAUGGAAAGGGAGAGAUUAGAGGAAGGCGGUGCCAGAGUCAUUCAACAUGUUGAAGAGUUGCCUGUGGCAUCUGGCACUAGGCCACAGUUAGAUAGGAAUGAACUAUUGAAGCGCAUCGAGCAUGCUGAAAAUAAAGAUAAUGAUUUUGAUAGUCGAGUUAGGCGGAUUAGAGAAAUGGCGAGAGAAGUUCGGAAAUUGGGGGAAGAAGGUCGAGAACAAAACGGUAAGAGAGAGAAUGAGGAUGAGUUAUCUCCUGCAGUAGAUGUUUCCACAAGCCACGUUCUUGCUGAUGCUCAUAUAGAAUCUCAUCCUAUGAAGGACAUGAAGCAUUCUGGUGAUAUAGAGAACAAUACCUCUAUAGAUAUUAUUCCAGAUAGCAUAGCUUCCACCAUCAACCCCUAUGAAGUUACUACAAAUGCGGAUGUUCAUGAAACGGACACAUCUCUAAUGCUAAAGGGAUUGCAAAAUUCUGUCGAGAAUAGUGAUUAUGGGAUUAACUCCAGUGUUCUGAUAAGUCAAGACUUGAAGAAUGAAGAAGUCAAACAGAAUGAGACUGAUAGUGUAAACUUGAUAGAAAAAGAAUCCAGUUGUAUCUCAUCUGGUAUUUUGAGUUCGGUUAAAAGAGUACCAAAAAUAAUGAAGUCGGUCGAGGAAGCUAAGGAGUACCUUUUACAAAAACAUGGGAUUUCAAAUGAUAACUUGCAAACUAAUCAAGCAGAGCAGUUAAACUAUUUAGCUCUUGAUGUUAGCGCUGCUGAUCCUCUGAAUAACAACAUAACUGAUGCCAAGAGAAAUCAGGCAUUGAAUAAAAAUAACAAAGCUCGCCAUUCGACUGACCUAACAACAGAUAUUAAUGGUGAUGUAGAUUCCACUUCUUUGCUAAAUGGUUCUUUUGCUGAUGACAUUUCCGAGAAAAAAGUUCAUGAGGUUGAUACAAAGAAUGCAGUGUUUUCAAUGAAGGUUGAUGACAAUAGAUUGUCUGGAGAAAAUAAUCCGGAUUUGCCAAUCAAUAAUUUGAUUACAGAUGAAAUUCUAUACUCAAGUAAAAAUGCCCUUGGUGCUGUAGAUCCAGAGAAAACUUGUUCCGGAACUGAUAAAAUAAAGAAGUUGAAUGCUGAGCAAAGACUAAUAGAGAAUCAAAGUGGAAGGAACAAUUAUGCUCAUACCUUUUACACAUCUAACAACAGUCGAGGAUCAGAAUCCCGUGAGACUUGCUGUAAUGAUUCUUCUUCAGUUGUUACCUUUUUAGGUGAUAUACAGGGUAGGGUGGAAAAUGGAGCUCAUGACUCCAAACAGUUGAGAAUUUUUCCAAAUCAGAAGCCUUUCAAUUCGAAAGAAGAAAGAAAAGCAUGUGAAGAUGGUUCUAAAGUGUGUAAUGUCACCACCAAUGGGCCUAAAGUCAAUAACAGCAGGAAACUAACGGGGGGAAACCAAAAGAUUGAUUCUCCAGAUACUACAUCCUCAGAUGUUAGAUUUCCGGCAGCAUCUAGCUUGAAUGGAGUUGAAUUUGACGGUAGUGCAUCCCGAUUUUAUCCAGUAAACAAUGAUAAAUCUGAGGAUUUGAAACCAUUCAUUCCUGAUGCUACAUUAGAAUCUGGGGACAAUCAUGACACAAAUGAUCUUGCUAGUUCUAAGAACAGCUUCCAACUUGACUCUCCUACGCCUGAGCAGGAUAACGAAACAUUUGAAUCUAAUGGUGACAAUAGUUGGCUUGAGAAUAAUUUUCAGCAACUCGAUCCUAUUAUCAAGACAAUUAGUACAGGAUUCAGAGAAAAUUAUUCGUUGGCAAAAGAGAGAGUACAGCAGUCAGCUGUAAGUGCUGGAAUAAAUGAACUUGGCUUACUUGGUGAUGAUGAGGAACUUGAAUGGAUGAAGGAUGAAAAACUUAGGGAAAUUGUGUUUCAAGUUCGGGACAAUGAGUUGGCUGGACGAGAUCCUUUUCAUUUGAUCGAUGAUGUUGAUCAGCGGGCUUUCUUCAAGGGUCUUGAACUCAAAGCUGAAAAGCUGAAUGGAAAACUGUCCGGUUUGCAUGAGUGGGUCCACUCUAGGAUUGAAAACCUAGACUAUGGUUCAGAUGGCAUCAGCUUGCAUGAUCCGCUGGAAAAAAUUGUUCCCCGCUGGAAAGGUCCCUCAAUUGAUAAGGAACUUAACUUUCUUGGCAAAUCGACUCAUGAGAUGACAAACUUUGCUGGAAAUGAUAAAACUCUAAAUGGAUUUUCAACAAGUGGGAAGACAAUUAUAGAGAGCAGUGAUGGUUCUAGCAAACCUGGCAAAAAGAAAGGGAAGGAGCAUUGGCAACACACAAAGAAAUGGUCUCGAGGAUUCUUAGAGGUUUACAAUGCAGAGACAGAUCCAGAGAUUAAAUCUAUAAUGAAGGACAUGGGUAAGGGUCUAGAUAGAUGGAUCACAGAGAAAGAAACACAAGAGGUUGCUGAUUUGAUGACUGGAAUAUCUGAAAGAAAGAAGAUAUAUAUACAGAAGAAAAUGGACAAGCUUAAAAGGGAGAUGGAUAUGUAUGGAGCACAAGCAGUUCUUAGCAAAUACAGAGAAUAUUCAGAUGAAAAGGAAGAAGAUUUCUUGUGGUGGUUGGAUCUUCAAUUUGUUCUGUGCAUUGAACUCUACACAGUGGAGGAUGGUAAGCAGAAAGUAGGAUUUUAUUCAUUGGAGAUGGCUGCAGACCUUGAACUCCAACCGAAGCAAUAUCAUGUUAUUGCAUUUGAGGAUCCAAAUGACUCUAAGAACUUCUGUUAUAUUGUUCAAGCUCAUAUGGAUAUGCUGGGCAGUGGAAGAGCUUUUGUUGUUGCUCGACCUCCAAAGGAUACCUUCCGGGAAGCCAAAGCUAAUGGUUUCAACGUUACCGUGAUUAAGAAAGGGCAAGUAAAGUUCAAUGUGGACAACUCGUUGGAAGAAGUAGAGGAAGAAAUAACAGAGGUCGGAAGCAAAAUUUAUCAUGAUAAGAUCAUCCGGGAGCGUGGAGUUGAUACCCGCACAAUAAUGAGGGGUUUAAUUCUUGCUGAUAAAGCUGCAAGGAGUAAAUAAAAGGUGCAAAGAUGAAUACUAGUGAAGCUUAAGGCUUUUGUGGAAAAGAUUGCUUUACUUCAAGGAGCACAGCAAGGAAUCAGAUUUCUUUUCACUUCCUCUCCCUUUUGAGAAGACAUCCUCCAUUCAGAAAGGUUAUAAGCUGUGGCAACUAAUCAUACACAUUGAAGUGACUAACAUCUGCAAUAAUCAGGAUUCCAUCUUAAGAAGUGAUGGAACUGGUUAUCAACCGCGUCACCUAAUUUUUCGAGAAAUUGUAUGUUGUCAAUGUGUCAGUCGGAUGGUUCUUUGCAUGCUACUAUCAGCCAAUCAAACGCAGGAGUUUUUUUUUUUUUUAAAGUACCUCGUUAUGGCUUUGUAAUCUUUAUAGGAAAUGUUUAGAUAUUAGACUUUUUGUUAUCUAAUGUAUGUAAAUGAUGUGAGUUAUUGUGUAUGUUACAGUGGAGAUGAAUGGUUAAUUGGCAUCCAUUGGAUUCCCACCUUGUAUACAA
This is a messenger RNA of Asparagus officinalis (garden asparagus), 4395 nucleotides long. RefSeq lists its product as uncharacterized. The transcript is spliced from 7 exons. Lineage: Eukaryota; Viridiplantae; Streptophyta; Magnoliopsida; Asparagales; Asparagaceae. The coding region runs from base 203 to 3904 and encodes 1233 amino acids. The record is from RefSeq and is a predicted model, not a curated record.